Molecule: messenger RNA, 3696 nt
Organism: Racocetra persica
Lineage: Eukaryota; Fungi; Glomeromycota; Glomeromycetes; Diversisporales; Gigasporaceae
Source: the annotation of a GenBank genome assembly
GAAUCAAUUGUUCUUCGUGAUGGCAAUGACGAACUUGAUAUGAAUGGCAUGGACAAAAAUAGCAUGCUGUUUGGAGGUACAAAGGUUCUACAAGUAACUCCUCCUCAAGAAGAUAUUCUUUCUGCUCCGGAUAAUGGAUGUAUUGCCUAUGUUAUUCGCACCGGAUUUGGAACUGCUCAGGGGAAACUCGUGCGUACAAUGGUGUAUAGUGUUGAAGAUGGCCGUAAAAGGUCAAAGCUCUUGCUCGAUUGUAUUUUAAUUAUUACAUCAGUUGUACCUCCGGAAUUGCCAAUGGAACUUUCUUUGGCAGUUAACACCUCGUUGGUCGCAUUGGCUAAAUUUGGUGAGACACUAACUAUUUAUUGCACUGAACCAUUCAGGAUUCCUUUUGCCGGAAAAAUUGAUGUUUGUGCUUUCGAUAAAACUGGUACCUUAACUGGUGAAAAUCUUGAAGUUGAAGGAAUUGCUGGAAUACAUCCCGAAGAUUCAAAGAUUUUGGUAAAACCACCGGAUGCUUUACGGGAAUCAAUCCAAACUCUGGCUGCCGCACAUGCUUUAGUCAAAUUAGAUGAUGGCAUUGUCGGCGAUCCUAUGGAAAAAGCCACGUUGGAAGCGUUGGAUUGGAAACUUGGCAAAGGCGAUACUGUUAUUCCUGCGAAUCAACAAUCGCAACGUUUUCAACAAAGAUCACAAUUACAAAUUCGUCGCAGAUUUCAAUUUUCAUCCGCACUUAAGCGUAUGUCAAGUGUCUCGACAAUUCCAACAUCCCGUCUUAAAAAAACUUUUGUUGCGGUUAAAGGCGCACCCGAAACAUUGCGUAAUAUGUACGUUUAUGUACCUGACGACUAUGAAGAAACAUUCAAGUUUUUUAUGCGUAGAGGAAGUCGGGUUUUGGCUCUGGGAUACAAAUAUUUAAAAGAUAAUAUGAAUAUGGAUGAGAUUAAUGAAUUGUCACGAGAAUCUGUUGAAAGUGAAUUAACUUUUGCUGGAUUUCUUAUUUUUCAUUGUCCGCUCAAAGAUGAUGCUGUAUCUACUCUCGAGAUGCUGAAUGAGUCUUCUCAUAGGGUUAUUAUGAUCACUGGAGAUAAUCCUUUAACAGCGUGUCACGUAGCACGCGAAGUGAAAAUUCUCGAACGCGAUGUAUUAAUUCUUGAUCUUCGCGAAGAUGCCCAGAAUAAUAAUGAUCUUGUUUGGAAAUCAGUUGAUGAGAAAGUCAUUAUACCUGUCAAUCCUGCAGAACCAGUCGAUCUAUCAGUUUAUCGUGACUACGACCUAUGUAUAACAGGUGCAGCGCUAGCAUGUUAUGAAAACAAACCCUCUGUAAAAGAUCUACUAGUCCACACGUGGGUGUAUGCACGUGUUUCUCCAGGGCAAAAGGAAUUUAUAUUGACUGUCCUUAAGCAAGCUGGAUAUAUUACAUUGAUGUGUGGUGAUGGGACAAAUGAUGUUGGUGCUCUUAAGCAAGCUCAUGUCGGCGUUGCGCUUCUUGAUGGCAAACCCGAAGAUCUUAAGAAAAUUGCUGAACACCAACGAAUACAAAGACUUAAAGAUGUAUACGAAAUUGUACCUCCGGAAUUGCCAAUGGAACUUUCUUUGGCAGUUAACACCUCGUUGGUCGCAUUGGCUAAAUUUGGUGAGACACUAACUAUUUAUUGCACUGAACCAUUCAGGAUUCCUUUUGCCGGAAAAAUUGAUGUUUGUGCUUUCGAUAAAACUGGUACCUUAACUGGUGAAAAUCUUGAAGUUGAAGGAAUUGCUGGAAUACAUCCCGAAGAUUCAAAGAUUUUGGUAAAACCACCGGAUGCUUUACGGGAAUCAAUCCAAACUCUGGCUGCCGCACAUGCUUUAGUCAAAUUAGAUGAUGGCAUUGUCGGCGAUCCUAUGGAAAAAGCCACGUUGGAAGCGUUGGAUUGGAAACUUGGCAAAGGCGAUACUGUUAUUCCUGCGAAUCAACAAUCGCAACGUUUUCAACAAAGAUCACAAUUACAAAUUCGUCGCAGAUUUCAAUUUUCAUCCGCACUUAAGCGUAUGUCAAGUGUCUCGACAAUUCCAACAUCCCGUCUUAAAAAAACUUUUGUUGCGGUUAAAGGCGCACCCGAAACAUUGCGUAAUAUGUACGUUUAUGUACCUGACGACUAUGAAGAAACAUUCAAGUUUUUUAUGCGUAGAGGAAGUCGGGUUUUGGCUCUGGGAUACAAAUAUUUAAAAGAUAAUAUGAAUAUGGAUGAGAUUAAUGAAUUGUCACGAGAAUCUGUUGAAAGUGAAUUAACUUUUGCUGGAUUUCUUAUUUUUCAUUGUCCGCUCAAAGAUGAUGCUGUAUCUACUCUCGAGAUGCUGAAUGAGUCUUCUCAUAGGGUUAUUAUGAUCACUGGAGAUAAUCCUUUAACAGCGUGUCACGUAGCACGCGAAGUGAAAAUUCUCGAACGCGAUGUAUUAAUUCUUGAUCUUCGCGAAGAUGCCCAGAAUAAUAAUGAUCUUGUUUGGAAAUCAGUUGAUGAGAAAGUCAUUAUACCUGUCAAUCCUGCAGAACCAGUCGAUCUAUCAGUUUAUCGUGACUACGACCUAUGUAUAACAGGUGCAGCGCUAGCAUGUUAUGAAAACAAACCCUCUGUAAAAGAUCUACUAGUCCACACGUGGGUGUAUGCACGUGUUUCUCCAGGGCAAAAGGAAUUUAUAUUGACUGUCCUUAAGCAAGCUGGAUAUAUUACAUUGAUGUGUGGUGAUGGGACAAAUGAUGUUGGUGCUCUUAAGCAAGCUCAUGUCGGCGUUGCGCUUCUUGAUGGCAAACCCGAAGAUCUUAAGAAAAUUGCUGAACACCAACGAAUACAAAGACUUAAAGAUGUAUACGAAAGUCAAUUAAAAUUUACUUCGAGAUUUAACAUGCCACCUCCACCCCCGCCACCAGCAAUUGCACAUUUAUUCCCACAUAUUACACAACAACUUCAGCAACAAAAUAAUACGGGACAUGGUCAAAGACGACCUCCUCCUCAGAUGGAUCAACUCGCGGAACAUCUUUUACAAGACUUCGAUGAUGAACCACCGACCAUUAAGCUAGGAGAUGCAUCAGUAGCAGCGCCUUUUACAUCUAAGCUUUCAAAUGUGGUAGCAAUUGCAAAUAUUGUCCGUCAGGGUCGUUGUACAUUGGUUGCCACUAUUCAGAUGUACAAAAUUUUAGCUUUAAAUUGUUUAAUCUCUGCAUACAGUCUGAGCGUGUUAUAUUUGGAAGGAAUUAAAUAUGGCGAUUUGCAAGUUACUAUUUCUGGCAUGUUACUUGCCGUUUGUUUCCUUUGUAUUUCAAAAGCUAAGCCAUUAGAAAGGCUUGCCAAGCAACGACCACAAACAAACGUUUUCAAUUUUUAUAUUAUUCUAUCCAUUCUCGGUCAAUUCGCUAUUCACAUAGCAUCUCUUGUUUACAUAGUAGAUUUAGUAUUUCGUUAUGAAGAGAGGACAGCUGUCGACCUCGAAGGAGAUUUUAAACCAAGUCUAUUAAACACAGCAGUAUAUUUAAUAUCGUUAUCUAUGCAAGUUUCCACGUUUGCUAUUAAUUAUCAGGGACAUCCUUUCAGAGAAAGCCUGAAAGAAAAUACCGCAUUGUAUUAUGGCUUGCUAUCUGUAGGCGCAAUCGCCUUAUCUGGUGCUACCGAAUUUAUUCCCGAAAUGAAUUCUAUGCUGCAAUUGGUUCCACUCAAAUCUGAG